AUGGCACUCUUGGCUGAGCUCGACUGCGGCGAGUCGUACAUUCAGCACGAGCGACAAGCCAAGCCCAAGCACGAGGACCCAGACUCGUGGUACAUCGAACACGGAGACCAAGACGCCGUCGCGGCUACAACGACCGCGGGCGGCGAGGACCCGACAAACACAUCCCCCACGCCGCCGGGUCCCACCAUGUCGGGCUCACCCGCGAACUGUCACAAAUGGGCUCUCGUGACGGACGGCUUGUCAUGCACUGACAUGGCAUCCGAGGCCGGAAUCUCUCUCGCGCAGUUCCUGGCCUGGAACCCGGCCGUGUCCUCGGACUGCCUGACGAACUACUGGCUGGGCGAGGCGUAUUGCGUCGGCGUUUCUGGCGAGUCUACCCCCGCGCCGGCGACGACCACGGCGGUGGCGACGACGACGUCGGUGACGCCUCCUGGGCCUACCAUGGGAGGCGAGCCGGACAACUGCAACAAAUGGGCUCUGGUGACGGACGGUCUGACCUGCACGGAUAUGGCGAGCCAGGCGGGGAUCACGUUGAGUCAGUUUUUGGCUUGGAACCCGGCUGUGAGCAGCGAUUGUUUGACAAAUUAUUGGCUGGGAGAGGCGUAUUGCGUCGGUGUUAGUGGCUAG
This is a messenger RNA of Colletotrichum gloeosporioides, 627 nucleotides long. Its product is annotated as LysM domain-containing protein. Bases 1 to 627 code for a protein of 208 amino acids. The transcript is spliced from 2 exons. The record is from RefSeq and is a predicted model, not a curated record. NCBI's taxonomy places the organism in Eukaryota, Fungi, Ascomycota, Sordariomycetes, Glomerellales, Glomerellaceae.